Molecule: messenger RNA, 2033 nt
Organism: Physella acuta
Lineage: Eukaryota; Metazoa; Mollusca; Gastropoda; Physidae
Product: 5-hydroxytryptamine receptor
Biological process (GO): adenylate cyclase-activating adrenergic receptor signaling pathway; positive regulation of MAPK cascade
Cellular component (GO): plasma membrane
Molecular function (GO): G protein-coupled receptor activity
Source: RefSeq, a predicted model, not a curated record
AAGAUUUUCUAUAGUCAGUGAAGACCUCAUUGAGGGGGGACCAAACAAGGAGAUUUGGUGUUAGACUCCAGCAGACCAAACUCUGACCUGGGCAGGUAUUGAGGAUGUGGGUUCCGUUACGUUGGAGAAAACGGAAAUUUUGUUGUUUUCAUCGUUUCUGUAUUUUUGGAUGGUCGGCGAGAAAAGAUCAACCAGCUCUGGACGCCUACUCUACAUGCAGCUUAAAAAUGUCCACUAAAAAACUACACACAUCUAUAUAAGACAUAAGAAAAAACAACAACCAAUGAAAGAAAGGCUGACUGCUGACCAUUGGCUAAACCGAUGCUAAGGAUGAGCUGAGUCGGCCGGCGACACUUCUGACGUUGCUAUGACAACACCAAGCGUCACUCUGACCGAGUUCAUGUCCACAGCCAAGCCGCAGCCUCGCUCCGACCAAUCAGCGUUGAACACGUCCGACCAUGAGGCAGCCGGCUAUCUCAGCACGGCCACCAUGUUGCAGCACAUCAACGUCUCUCAGCACUGGGAAUUCCCCAACGCCUCUUUCAACCACCCCCUCCACAACGGAAGCGACGAGUACGUCUACAGCUCCGGCGGGUUCGGCUACCACUUGCCUAAAUACGGCGAGCCGGUUAUGAUAAUUAUCUGCAUCGUCCUCGGAGGGAUGAUCUUGGCCAUCAUUCUUGGGAAUAUAUUCGUCAUCACGGCUAUAGUCGUGGAGAAAUCUCUACAGGGUGUUUCAAAUUACCUCGUUCUAUCUUUAGCCACCACGGAUCUUUUAGUUGCAGUGCUAGUUAUGCCCCUUAGUCUAAUUAACGAAGUAAGCAUCCAUUGGUUUCUAGGGAACGCCGUGUGUGACAUGUGGGUUUCCAUGGACGUUCUAUGCUGCACGGCAUCAAUCCUCCAUCUUGUGGCUAUAGCUUUUGACCGCUACUGGGCCGUGUCCAACAUCGACUAUGUCCGCAGUAGGAACGCUAGACAGAUUCUUUUCAUGGUAGCGAUCGUGUGGAUGGUGUCCAUUUGUAUAUCUAUACCGCCGUUGUUCGGUUGGAGGCAUGACUCUGACGGGCCGGAAUUAUCCGGUCAGUGUUUGAUAUCCCAGGACCACGGAUACACGAUAUUCUCGACGGUCGGCGCCUUCUACUGCCCGCUGCUGCUCAUGUUGGUGAUCAACUUCAAGAUCUACAGGGCCGCGAGGUACCGCAUCAGGAAGAAGCGGUUUGGUGGGCGUCCGCCUAAACAAGCUUCUCUUCACGUCCCGCUUCCUGUAGUAACCUUGGAAACGUCACAGCGAACUAACACGAGACAUUCAUCAGGAAGUGACGUCAGUCAAGAUGGUAUCAGCAUGUACAUGCCAUCAUGCACCAAUGCUAAUGACGUGACAAGAGUGGAUAUGGAAUCUCCGUUGGAUGUCCAAGAAAACGGUCAAGCACUUUUAGAUCCGGAUUCCAACCUGACACGUCUGUUAUCCAACACAUUGACAGUCCCGGCAUGCACCGUGAAUGUCGGCCUGACAAGGCCAGGCAUGCCGUCCAACAAUAACGUCAGUAAGCGCAUGCGCCGCGGCGAUAAAGAAAGGUACAGGCGGGAAAAGAUGGAAAUGCGGCGGGAAAGGAAGGCGGCGCGGGUGUUGGGGAUCAUCACCGGUGCCUUCGUCGUCUGCUGGCUCCCGUUCUUCAUUGUAGCCGUGGUGACGCCCCUGUGUGGGCACUUCUGUGUGCCGGAGUACGUGCUCAGCUUGUGUCUGUGGCUGGGCUACUUCAACAGUCUCAUCAACCCCAUCAUCUACACCAUCUUCAACCCCAGCUUUAGGUGUGCUUUCAAUAAGAUUUUUCUACGCAAGAUCAAAUCUGUAAAUAGACUAACGUAGCGAGAAUCGGACAUCUUGAAUGUAUACGAACAAACGUUGUUGCAUAAUUUGUAUAAUGACCCAUGAACAACUCGGUGAUAAUAUACUGCAGUUAUUUUUUUAUGUAUUCUAUCUUGUUAUUUCCAAUUUAUUUAUGUCAUAUUUUAUUAUAUACACGUUGAUUAAA